ACCGUCCACCAUCGCAUUCUUCUGUCCUUGCGCAAUCGCAACCUCCCAACCUCUCAAAUUUUCAAAGAUGAGCAACGUUCAGACUGUCCCACCUUCCUGGAAGGAUCUUGGCAAGCUGGCCAACGACACCCUUGGCAAGGACCUGCCCAUCCACGGAAGCAACCUUGAGGUGAAGACAAAGGCACCGAACGGCGUUCAAUUCCGAGUGCUUGGUAACCGCGAUGCCAAGAGCGGCAACAUCAAUGGAGACCUCGAGGCUAAGUGGUCCGACAAGAAGAGCGGCAUCACCUUCACCCAAGCUUGGCUCACCAGCAAUGUUCUGAGGAACCACGUGGAAUUGGAGAACCAGAUCGCCAAGGGUCUCAAGCUUGAGCUGGUUUCCACUCUCAUUCCCGAGAAGCAAGCGAAGAACUUCCUGCUCACCUCGACCUACAAGAUGCCAGGUCUGCACACUCGCCAACACUUGGAUCUUCUCAAGGGUCCUCAAGUCACUGCCGAUGUUGUCCUGGGCCGUGACGGCUUCCUUCUCGGCUCUGAGGCUGCUUACGACGUUCGUGACGGCAAGCUGUCUCGCUACAACCUCGCGGCUGCCUUCCACGCUCCAGAGUACGCUGUGACCCUGCACGGUCUUGGUAACCUGAGCACCUACCAAGCCAGCUACUACCACCGUGUGAACCAGGACAUCGAGACUAGCGCUCGUGCCACCUAUGAUUCCAAGGCCGUUGCUAGCAACGUCAACCUCGAAGUUGGAACAAAGACAUACCUCGACAACGCCUCGUUCAUCAAGGCCAAGAUCAACAACUCCGGCAUCCUGUGCCUCGGCUACACGCAAGCUCUUGCCACUGGCGUCAAGGGCAGCGUCGGUCUCGCUCUCGACACCGUCAAGCUCUCUGACAAUGGAGGUGCCAACGCACACAAGGCAGGCUUCUCUCUCGUCUUCGAGGCCUAAAUGUGACCGUGAAGUCGGUUCAGGUAGAUGACACUGUGCUAGAUUGGCGACCGAAGAAAUGUUGCUUGCCCCAAUCCACGAAAUGCACUUUGGUGAUGCGCACGUCCGAAGCGCCUGUUGAUGAGACAAGCUGCCUGAGUUGCCGAGAGGCUUUUGGCACACAUCGUAC
Messenger RNA from Ceraceosorus guamensis, 1118 nucleotides. RefSeq lists its product as hypothetical. Gene Ontology annotation, biological process: monoatomic anion transmembrane transport. The record is from RefSeq and is a predicted model, not a curated record. Gene Ontology annotation, cellular component: mitochondrial outer membrane. Lineage: Eukaryota; Fungi; Basidiomycota; Exobasidiomycetes; Ceraceosorales; Ceraceosoraceae. The transcript is spliced from 5 exons. The coding region runs from base 68 to 949 and encodes 293 amino acids. Gene Ontology annotation, molecular function: voltage-gated monoatomic anion channel activity.